AUGGAGAAGCUCAAACACAUCGCAAGCGAUCCAGGAUACACCCAACCAUCAAGGUCGAAGCUGACGCUGCGUGUACUGCAACUGCUGGACUUAUCAAGGCGCUUCAAAUGCCUAGGCGAAAGUAUCCACGGAGGUUUCCAGAAAGGAUCACCGCGAAUCGGCAAGAUCGAAGACAUUCGCUUGUUCUAA
Phytophthora nicotianae INRA-310 is the source of this 189-nucleotide messenger RNA. RefSeq lists its product as hypothetical. The coding region runs from base 1 to 189 and encodes 62 amino acids. The transcript has a single exon. The record is from RefSeq and is a predicted model, not a curated record. Lineage: Eukaryota; Oomycota; Peronosporomycetes; Peronosporales; Peronosporaceae.